Molecule: messenger RNA, 1093 nt
Organism: Tuber aestivum (summer truffle)
Lineage: Eukaryota; Fungi; Ascomycota; Pezizomycetes; Pezizales; Tuberaceae
Source: the annotation of a GenBank genome assembly
AUGUUUCCCAUUCGCUCUGCCCCUACCGCCAGGGCAAUUGUGCCCCGUUUUGGGAGGGCGUACGCUACCGCCUCCACAAGGCCUCCGGUUCAGCUGUUCGGCGUUGACGGAACAUAUGCCUCUGCCUUAGUUUGUCCCCCCACUUGCCCCUCCACCUUGUUGUGAUUAUGAUUGAGAUAUUUUCUCACGCCCCCGAAUCACAAAUCGUGAAUACUCAUGUCUAUAACAACUUUUCUACCUCGACGACGGCCCCGAGGGUCCUCACGAUCGACCUUAGCUAACCCUUGGGUACAGUACACUGCGUCUGCCAAAACCCAAUCCCUCGAUUCUACCGAGAGAUCCCUCCAAACACUCAAGGCGCUUCUACAGAAGGACCCUAAAUUAGAGACCAUUAUCGGCUCUCCUACCCUCAAUACCGGCGAUAAAUCUCUGAUAAUCGCCGAAAUCACCAAGCCUAUCGCUUCGGACAAAGCGGUUAAGAAUCUUCUGGGGGUACUGGCCGAGAAUAACAGACUUGGUCUACUACGCGGAGUUAUUGACAAAUACUCUACACUCAUGGGCGCGCACAAGGGAGUGGUUGAGGCUGUUAUUACUUCUGCUUCGGUAAUACCCCUCGGCUGCCGUUUGAAAGGUUGAGUUGUGAUAGUGGGAGUAAUGGAAGAAACGUGCACUCUCGUUUUAUAUGGCGGAGCAGUUUGGGUUAACAUGCUGUUUGCGCAGCAACUCGACACGAAGAUUGUCAGUCGCCUUGAGACCGCCAUCUCUAAGUCGCAGUACGUCGGAGCAGGUAAAACGCUUAAAGUUGUUAAUAAGGUACGAGUUCUUUGUCGGUAGCACAAGCUACUUUACAAUUGCUGAUCCCUAUCUCCCUUAAAGGUUGACCCUGAAAUCCUCGGGGGUUUGGUCGUUGAGAUUGGUGAGCGGACCAUCGACCUCAGUGUCUCAGCCAAGAUGGCUAGGCUCAAUAAGCUUUUGACCGAUGCAUUGUAAAAGAUACUUGUUCAAAGCGGAAAUAACCCCCCCGAAUAGCUGAAUGUUGAUAGAAUAGAGGGGAUGGCAUUAGUACCGUAAUUGAAAGAAAGGUUACUUGGAU